UACCACCGGAAGAGCGUUGUUACCGUGUAAUGAAAUAUUAAGUGGCUUAGAGUGUGUGAAAGUUUAGCAUGUAUCAGGAUAUGCAUUUGCAUAUAUGUAGCAUCGCUUCCAUGUGAUGAACGUCAGGUUAAAAGCUAAGUACUCGCUAACAUCUUUCGUUUUGAUAGAUAUCUGUGUCUACAAUUGACUAUAUAAAAUACAGACUGCUUGUGUUUUAUAAGUGUGUUGUGAUAAAUGUUGCGCAAACAACUGUCAAUAAAUUAACUGGUCGUUGGCAUUCGAGGUUGAGUUUAAAUGUAAACAGUGCGUGUUGGAACUUGGUUAUAUAUCUUAUCGUGACGGUUAAAAGGAUAUAUGCGUGAAUCGAAACCAUGAUGGGAUUUGUGAAAGGGUAAGUGUCAUGAAUACGUCGCCAAACAAGCGAAAGCGACGGCGAAAAACAGAGAGUUUCGAGAAUCCUGAGAAGAUGUCACAAUCCUCAAGUCAAGAAAAUGCUGAUUCUACGGGCAAUAAAUGGAAGCGGAGACUUCAUUCACUACGAAGAAGUUUAUCAAAGAAAAAAGUAACAAAUUUGAAAGAAUUUCAAGUUUCUAAUCAAGAACGGAAUGAUACCGAGGAAUGUUCGUGCGACAACAAGAAUGGAGAACCUGCUAUUGCGGAUAUUACCUUCGAUAAUAGAUGUGAAAAUAUCAACGAUUGGCAGCAAAAUAACGAGAAGCAAUCGCCAUUAUUAAACGGUUGUUCACCCAACUAUAGUCCUAACUUAGACCCCCUCAUUUCGUCUGAUGACAACAAGAAUAAUAUUAAGAAAAGAAAAGGAUUUAAUCAGCGUACAAAAGGUGACACAGUGCGGGGUAACAUUUCUCGUGAUGGACACACUACAAAAGAAGAUUUACAAAACGGCAAAAAUCAUCCCUGCAAUGGUUUCGAGAAGAGAGAUAGCGAUGUAAGAAGGAGCCGAAACCGUUUGAAUGGUCGUAGGAAUAAACGUUUAUCUUUGUUUUCAAGCUGGUUUAAACUACCAACUCGGGCUUCCUCUGAAAAAAAUCUAAGACGUAGGGGUCGAGGUUUAUCAAUAUCAACCGAGAAUUUCAACGAACCAGAAGGUAAUUUCAAAUUCCUGACGGAUGUGAAACUUUUAAGAGAUCCUGGUUAUAUAUCAAGCUCUGGUGAUUCUCUUGAUUUGACCGAAGAGAAAUAUCAGUCGCUUCGGCGUUCCCGAGCUUCCUUAAUCGAUAUCAAAUGGCAUAAGUAUGGAAAGAGCGAAGGUAAUCUGGCAAGUCCUGUGUCACGCAACCGUAGUCUCAGCCCUUCGACGCCUAAAUCUUUAAGAACCAAGGAAAUUGUAUUUCCCGAUAAAAAUAAACAAAUUAUCCGAAGAGAAGGCAUAAAUAAACAGCAACAGCAGAAGAGAUAUAGUGUACCUGUCAAAAUCGAGAAAUGCACACAAAAUACGAGCGAAACUUGGGGAGAUUGGGAGCGAGUGUCCGCAGGAGAUGCUGAAGUAACCCAUUGUAGUAAUAGUUUAGGAAGUUUUGGUAAUAUAACUGAAGAUGAUGAUGUUUAUUUGACUGCAGAAGAGAACUCCACACAUAGUUCACCAAACUUGUUUGAUGACUGUAAAGACCAGCAGCCCUUGCCCAAAUGCAAGACAGUGUCUGAAAAUUCAGAGAACAGUAAUUCUUUGAAUGAACCCAAUUUUUACAAUGCGUCAAAUGGCAAGAGCAUUUCUUUAGCUAGUUUACCUGUUUCAAACGUAAAUAAAAACGUACAACUGGUGACACAGGAAAAAUCACCCAAUGAAUGGAUGACACCACAUCCUGGCACAGAUAAGAGCCAAAUUUUACAAGUUCAACCAACAAAGGAUGCUGUUAGCAAGACAUCAAGUUUGAACCUCGAAAAUAACAUUGGUUCAAAACCAGUGACAUAUGUGUGUAAAAGUUGCCAAGUCAAUGGAUUGAAUGGAAGAAAGACAACCAAACCUAAAGAAUUCCAUAGACUAUCCUUAGGUCAACUCACUGAUCUUAAUGAUAGACCUGUAGUAUCAAUGAGAUGUGUGCAAUGUAAAUCUCCAAGAUUAUCUAAACAGAAUGACACAUGCCAUGAUGUACUUUUUACUAGACCACCAAAAAAGCCAGCCCCUAAACCCCCUGCUUUGAUGAAAAACAAAUCCAAGAGCAUGACUGCACUUGCAGGAAAGUUUCCAUAUUUAUCAGACCAACUUGAUCUCAAUGAAACAUCAUCUUUACACAAGUUAAAUGACUCUUGCAGUGAUAAUUUAUGUGAACUUCUAUCACAGUCCAAAGAUGCAUCGUCGCCAACCAGUGAGGGAGUUUAUGUCGGGAUUAUGGGAGAUCAAGGGGUUAUUCUUCGGAAAAGAAGAGUACACUUGAAACAAAAACGUGUAGUUUCCAUGCCUUCAGAACUGCUUGAGAAUGUUAUGGAAGUAGAAGUAAUAGACACUAAUAGCCAUAAUUUUUCUAGUACUAAUCAAGAUGGGGUAUCAAAGAUAGACAAUGGAACACCAUUACCACUUUCUGGAAGUGAGGCACAUCUAAGUUGCAAUUCUGAUGCCCAAUCAAGUUCAAAUUCCAAUGCUCCUACAUCUGGUGUGUCAAAUUGUAGUAUUGAGAAAGAUCUAUGUAUGAGAUCAGUCAGCAUAUCAAGUAUUGAUGUUCAAGAUGUGAGCAUUAAAAAGAAAACUCACUCUCAAAGUGUCCCAUGCUUGGCAUUCAGUAAAGGCUGUCUAGAUAGUCUGAAAGCAACACAACCUCAACAAGGCAUGCUGGAAGAAAGUGAAACAUUUUCCUUCCCAAAAGACUGUGUCAGUCAGAAAUCAUCAACAGCACAAAGCAUGAUGUCUUUGAAUUUUCAGCAACCUCAUGAAGAAACAGAUGAUAUAUCUGAUAAGGUUACGGGAAAGCCAUUGAUGUAUGCUGAAGCUUUAUGGGACCAUGUCACAAUGAAUGAAGAAGAGUUGUGUUUUACAGCUGGUCAAGCUAUAGCUGUGUAUGAUGUUGAUGACCCUGAAUGGUGGUUUGGUCUGGCUGAUGAUCAUAUUGGAUGGUUUCCAGCCUCCUUUGUCAGGAUUCCUGUCUCUGGAGAAUUACUGAGUAAGUACCAGAACAGUUAUGGGCAGAAAUUGAAAAUAUCUGAUGUAAGAAGUGAAAAUGGAAGUCAUGUGUGUUUAUCGAAUGAGGAGAUCCGCGAUAAAAUUAUAGAAGAAAUCGUCAGCACAGAACAAGAUUAUGUUCAAAAUCUUAAAGACAUUGUCGAGGGAUACCUUAAACAGGCGAAGAAACGACCAGACAUGUUUAAUGAAGAACUGUUGAAAAUAAUAUUUUCAAACAUUGAAGAGAUUUAUGACUUUCAUCUGGAGUUUUCCCAGUCCAUUAAACGUCAAUACAAUCAAGCGUGGCAAGACGCUGCUAAUAUGGGAGAAGUUGGUGCGGUCUUUUUGCAAAAUAGAAAAAAAUUCGAGCUAUAUUCUGAAUAUUGCAAUAACCAUCCACGGGCGUCUUCUGAACUAAAACAUCUUCUACAGCAAGACAAAUACCGAUAUUUUUUCGAAGCAUGUCGAAUGUUACAAGACAUGAUCAAGAUUUCACUGGAUGGAUUUCUUCUGACGCCCGUACAGAAAAUUUGCAAAUAUCCUUUGCAACUGCAGGAACUUCUGAAGUACACAAAUCCUGAACACAGUGAUUAUGAGAACGUAAAGGAUGCCUUGGAUGCUAUGCGUGAGGUAGCCUCGAGUAUCAAUGAGAAGAAGAGAAAGGUGGAGAAUAUCAAGAAAAUUGCUGAAUGGCAACUUGGAAUCGAACAAUGGGAGGGUGAAGAUGUGUUGAUCAAAAGUAGUCAAUUAGUUUAUUCUGGCGAAGUUGUGAAGUUGUCUAAAGGAAAAGCUCAAGAUGUGACACUCUUUCUCUUUGAUCAUCAACUUGUUUAUUGUAGAAAGGAUUUAAUCAAGAAACGUUCACUGGAAUAUAAAGGAAGAAUAGUUUUGGAAAACUACAAGUUUGAAAAACUUGAGGAUGGAGAAGUUAUUCAAAAUGGUUCAGCUGUAAAAAAUGCGUGGAGAUUAUCAAGCACACAAAGCAACACAAGCUGUUUAUUUCAAGCCAAGUCUUCUGAUCAAAGAGAUAAAUGGAUUGGAUAUUUUCUGCAAGAGAGAAAGAUUGUGUACGAAACGACAUCAGCUAACAGCAUCCCACUGGACGAGCGGAUGGCAGCGAUGAACGAGGCAAAGUAUUCCGUGAAAAGCGGGAAACAAGUUGUGAAAGGUGAAAAGAAGUAUGGCAACUUCAAUACAGUGAGUCGUGCAAUCGGACAAAUACACUAUGGAAGUGUUAUAAUGGGAGCACAUCGUAAGAUUGAUCUACCUCCUCCUGUGUCUAGCGCCAUGCUAUUUCAGCGAGAUCAAGCGCGAUCGUCGUUUCUGAGAAGUUCAGGCGUUUUCAAGAAACGGCGACCCAAACCAAAACACCGACCUCACCCAAGAUGACAAGUGUGGGUGUGAAUGUCCAUCAUCUCUUACGUAACAACAAACGAAAACUCGACUAUUACAGAAAUACGUUUUGACGCACAUUUAACGUGGCCUGAUCCUGAUACACAGAAGAAUAACGAAAUAUAUUCGUCUGAGAAAUUCGUUCUGACGAAUCUCGACAGAGUCAUGCAUGCAGAGAACUAGUCGAGAUUUAUAUUUUAUACGUCAUAAGACUAGAUAUUCACUUCGGCACUUUGUUCUAUCGACAUUCUGAUAUUUCGAUCUGUUUCAUAUAGAGUAUUGCACGUUCCAGGCUACAUUUAACAAUCAUAUUGUAGUGUGUAGUAGCUACAUCAUUUAUACAUUGCGAGUCAUCAUGCAGUAAAAACGAUCUGACGUACACAUGCAAGUUAGUUUCAUACAGCUAUACGCACCCAGUGCAAUGUAUAUGACCACUUAUGUAAUAUAUUUAUAUGAAGUAAUUUGAAGCUACAGCGGCGCAAAAUUGUCGCUCUAAAUUUUGUCAAAGAAAUAUUGACUAGUUUAUACCAAGCUUGUAUCGAUACAUUUUACAUAUAUUUAUGUAAUAAACUUAGUAUUUUUAUAUUAUUGAAAGGAUUUCGACUAAAAAAUUUUGAGACACACUUCAACAAUUGUUUCCCACUGGACAGGAAAUAAAAUAACUUCUUGGACAAAACAUGAAAUCAUAAGAUUUUUUAUUAAUAAUCAUUGAAAUGAUUGCAUUUCUUUUGU
This is a messenger RNA of Dendronephthya gigantea, 5236 nucleotides long. RefSeq lists its product as uncharacterized. The record is from RefSeq and is a predicted model, not a curated record. Gene Ontology annotation, molecular function: guanyl-nucleotide exchange factor activity; protein binding. NCBI's taxonomy places the organism in Eukaryota, Metazoa, Cnidaria, Anthozoa, Malacalcyonacea, Nephtheidae. The transcript is spliced from 11 exons. Bases 401 to 4501 code for a protein of 1366 amino acids. Gene Ontology annotation, biological process: intracellular signal transduction.